CGUUUGUCCAUGAGGUGGCCAAGGGUACUUCUUUUGUUCUCUUGCUGCGGGGUUCUGGAAAAGCCUCUCUCGGCGCCCACACUCGUGUGGCGCUGCAGGAACCGGGCUCUUCGAAUGCAGUACCCCCAACCAGCCGCAUUGGGAAACUGUAAAGCCGGGUAGUUUCUUUUCGACGCGAAGAGCAAGCAAACAAGCAAGCGCACCCUGUAAAUAAGGGUGCAAACGCAUGCACGGUUAGACUUUCAAACAUUCCUUCAGUUCUGAGGAAUGCUGGGAGUUGUAGAAAUGCUUUGGUUUGCUUGUUUGGCUGUCAGCGUACACAGGUGCCGUAGGGAGCAAUCCUAUCACCCAUAGAUGCUGUCUGAGGAGCCAUAGUGCUGGAGGAUUAUGCCCUAUGAGGUCAGCCCUCUGACAUCGGAAGGGGGGGUUGCAGAUUUGAUUCCCUUUGCAGCUGGAACAUCACCUGCUGACCUCCAAGGAUCCCGUGGAAUCGGUCAGGCUGUUGCCCAACUGCUGGCUCAGAAAGGAUAUUGCCUAGCUGUUGUUGCAAGAAAUUUGGACUUAGCUCAGUCUACUGCAAAAAGCUUGGGAGGUCAUUUAGCAUUUAGUUGUGAUGUUGCCAAAGAAGAAGACAUCCAGAAUACGUUUAAUGAAAUUGAGAAGAGUUUAGGUCAUAUACAGUAUCUUGUUAAUGCUGCAGGUAUUAGCAGGGAUGGCUUGUUGUUGCGAACCAAGACUGAUGAUAUGGCAUACCACCUGCAGACCAAUCUUUUGGGAACAAUGUUGACUUGCAAAGCUGCUGUGAAGAGUAUGAUUCAACUGCAGGGUGGUGCUAUUGUUAACAUAGGAAGUAUUGUUGGAUUGAAAGGCAAUUCUGGGCAGAGUGCAUAUAGUGCCAGCAAAGCAGGUCUGGUUGGAUUUUCACGCUCUCUUGCUAAAGAAGUUGCAAGAAAGAACAUUCGAGUUAAUAUGGUUGCUCCAGGCUUCAUUCAUACAAAUAUGACAGCACAUCUGAAGGAAGAACAGUGGAAGAAAACUAUUCCCCUUGGAAGAUUUGGGGAGCCUUGUGAAGUUGCCAGAGCGGUUGUAUUUCUCCUAGAGUCUCCUUAUGUAACAGGCCAUGUUCUAGCUGUAGAUGGAGGUUUGCAACUUCUCUUUUAAAACUGUGAAAGAUAGUCUUGUUUUAUGGAAACAGCCAAGAAGUGAACUGGGAUGAUACCUGUUUUGCAGCAUUUUAAAUCUGUAUGUAGCCUUGAGCCAUUUUCAUUGUUGAAGACAGCACAUUUUUAUUGUAAAUCUUCAGAAAAAAGCCUCCCUCAUAUCUAUAAGCAUGUAUCAGACCUUUGAAUCAAGUUUUCUCAUUUUAUGUCAUGCAUCAAAAUUUGAUUACCUGCAUCAAUAAUACAGUUGUCUGUUUAGAUUUGUAAGCUGAAUUGGUAGAAACACAAAGAUAACAGAAAAAUACACAAAGCAAAAAAAAAAAAAAAAAAAAAAAAUUCAGGCCUGCUAUAACUCUGGGAAUGUAGUCUCGAAACACUGAAUUUAUAUGAAAAGUUGAUUUUCACAUAGGCUUGAUCCAACAGGAAUAAGAGAAGUAAGUUUAGUGUUUGGAAAAUGAUAUGUAUGUGGCUGGAAUGAAUGCCCCUUGACAUUAUCAGGAGUUUUAGUUCAUGAACAGAUCUUCUUUUCACCUCUUGAGGUCAGUAUAACUUAAGGGAUAGUGGUUCAUCAAGACAAGUUUCAUAGAAUGGGUGUGGCGUUUCAUAUUGUAAUACAUUUAGUGUCAUCUAUCUUCAAUUUAUUUUUGAUUUGAAUUUUCAGAAUUAAUACAUGCUGUUAGGCCCCAUGUUUUCAUUGCCUUUCGUGAAACUGAAAGAUAAUUUAAAAAUCCAGAUUUUAAAUAAUGACAUUGUAUUAUUUGUCUAUGUAAACAUGUAUUCACAUGGUACUUGAUGAGAUUUAGAAAGCAACUUUCCCACACAUGGCUUGAAAACAAAUGUUUCUUUCUUUAUAUCAAGAUAUUUAAUGAAGUUUAAAUGAUGGUGCUGAAUUCAAGGGACAUAAGAUCUCUUAACUUCAGGUUGCAGUAUGGUGAAAACAUUGGUAUGACCGUAUGACACAAUCAGAGUUGUAAGUAUGAUCCAACCAAAUUAAGCUAGUUGAAAUCCCAUUGAUCAAAAUGGGAAAAUUUUAAGUAUGAAAUGAAUGGGUCUUGGGUGUUUAGCUUUGUUUGACUUGUGCAACCCAAAUAUUCAAAUAAAGUUGAAUCCAAAGA
Varanus komodoensis (Komodo dragon) is the source of this 2275-nucleotide messenger RNA. It is a transcript of the gene CBR4, whose product is annotated as carbonyl reductase 4. Gene Ontology annotation, biological process: fatty acid biosynthetic process. The record is from RefSeq and is a predicted model, not a curated record. Gene Ontology annotation, molecular function: oxidoreductase activity, acting on the CH-OH group of donors, NAD or NADP as acceptor; quinone binding. NCBI's taxonomy places the organism in Eukaryota, Metazoa, Chordata, Lepidosauria, Squamata, Varanidae. Bases 388 to 1161 code for a protein of 257 amino acids. The transcript is spliced from 7 exons.